This is a messenger RNA of Megalops cyprinoides (Indo-Pacific tarpon), 17149 nucleotides long. RefSeq names its product histone-lysine N-methyltransferase 2D-like. The transcript is spliced from 55 exons. Bases 102 to 16193 code for a protein of 5363 amino acids. Gene Ontology annotation, biological process: positive regulation of transcription by RNA polymerase II. Gene Ontology annotation, cellular component: MLL3/4 complex; nucleus. The record is from RefSeq and is a predicted model, not a curated record. Gene Ontology annotation, molecular function: histone H3K4 methyltransferase activity; histone binding; transcription coactivator activity. Lineage: Eukaryota; Metazoa; Chordata; Actinopteri; Elopiformes; Megalopidae.
AUUCUGACUUGGGUUGGGGGUAGCUGUAUUGAUGGAGAAUUGGAUUUAAAUUAUGAUACGUUUGUGUGUCUCUGUGAGGGACGUCAGGACUGGGAGAAGGGAUGGACCAGCAGAAAUCGAACUGCGAGGAGAAUGAUUCUGAACCGGCAGCUGAUGACAGCACUCCCCCAGAGCAGGCUGCUCCACCUGAGGGGGAGCCAGAACCCCCGGAGACCCCCAUGGAAACUUCUAGUGCACCUGUCAGGGUCUGUGCUCUGUGUAACUGUGAGGAGCGGAGUCUGCACGGACAGAGGGAGCUCCGGCAGUUCGGCCCGUGCCCUGACUGGUCACCCCCGGAGGAGCGAGCUGCUGAACCCCUGGGCUCCAGGAGUGAUGAUCUGUCUUCCAUCGGCUUCCCCGACCUCACCACCCCAACUUCACUCUUUGACGACACUGGGCACUGCUGGGUCCACCACUGGUGUGCAGUGUGGUCAGAGGGGGUCAGACACGUGGAGGGUCAGGAGCUGGAGAACGUGGCUCAAGCCGUCAUCUCAGGGAUACAACAGCGAUGUGAAUACUGUAAAAGGCUGGGCGCUACCAUCCGGUGCCAGGCAGAAGGCUGCUCCAAGCUCUACCACUUCCCCUGCUCAGCAGCCAGCGGCUCCUUCCAGUCCAUGAAGCAGCUGGCCCUCCUAUGUCCAGAGCACAUAGACAGAGCGGUGGAGAUAGCGGGCGAGGAGGCGCGGUGCGCUGUGUGCGACUCGGCGGGGGAGCUGCCGGGCCUGCUGUUCUGCACAGGCUGCGGCCAGCACUACCACGCAGGCUGCCUGGAGAUCAGCGCAACGCCCCUCCAGCGCUCCGGGUGGCAGUGUCCUGAGUGCAAGGUGUGCCAGACCUGCAGGCAACCUGGUGAGGACUCCAUGAUGCUUGUGUGUGAUGCAUGUGACAAGGGCUACCACACCUUCUGCCUCCAGCCAGCCAUGGAAUCUCUACCGUCUGACCCCUGGAAGUGCAGGAGGUGUCGUGUGUGCAGUGACUGUGGCGUGGGGGGCUGGUCCUUGCCGGGAUCCGCCCAGUGGUUUGUGAACUACACCCUCUGUGAAGGCUGCCAUCAUCAGCGGAGCUCCUCCUGCUCCGGGUGCGGCAAGGCCGCCGAGCCCUCUGCCACCCUGCUCAGCUGCCACAGGUGCUACAGAUCGGUGCACAGCCAGUGUGCUUCUCUGGCAGACUCCACUGAGGGAGUAUACACCUGCUACCUUUGCCAAGAACCACACGUGGAAUGCACUGUAGAGGCCAGUGUGCUAGCCAGCCAGAUAGGGGCAGAGGUUGAGGCCAGUGAAAACGCACCAAUGGAGCAAGGCACAGAGGCUGAAGUGGGUGAUGUCAGUAUGGUUGAUGUCACUGUGAUGGAAGAGUCACAGCAGAAAGAGACCAAAGACCCUUCGGAGCAGCUCUCAGCGCAAGCUGAGGUUACAGAAGAAAGUGCAACUAGAGAACUAAGUUCUUCCUCUGCUACUGCUGGUGAAGAAGAAAUUAUGGAAGAGGCUCAAAGUCAACUCCCACCAGACACAACAGCCCCUCCUACAUCUACAGCUUCAGUCACAACAGCCACAUCUCCUCCUACACCUGUAGCACCAGCGACAGCAACAUCCACAACUUCAAAUACAACAGCUUCAGCCUCUCCUCCAACAGUUUCAGCUACAACAACUGCUUCAGCUCCUUCGUCACCUACAGCUUCAGCUACGACAGCCACAGACUCUUCUACACCCAUAGUCUCAGCUACAACAACUGCUACAACUCCUUCUCCACCCAUGGUUUCAGCUGCAGCAGCAGCUACAGCCCCUCGUACACUUGUAGCACCAGCUACAGCAAUACCCACAACCCCGAACACAACAGCCACAGCCCCUCCUAUACCUACAGCUUCAGUCACAACAACAGCUUCAGCCUCUUCUACACCCAUAACAACCACAUCCCCUCCUAUACCCACAGCGUCAGCUACAACAACAGCCACAGUCUCUCAUACACCCACAGGCUCUGCUACAGUAACAACCAAAGCCUCUCCACCAUCAACAAUUUCCGGUAGAACAGCGAUCACAGCCCCUGCUACAGCUCCAUCUCCUGCUGUAGCAGCAGAACCCUCUGCUUCAACAUCGAAAGCCCCUGCUACACCCCUGGCCCCUGCUUCUACAGUGGAAGCCCCUGCUACACCCCUGGCCCCUGCUUCUACAGUGGAAGCCCCUGCUAUACCCCUGGCCCCUGCUUCUACAGUGGAAGCCCCUGCUAUACCCCUGGCCCCUGCUUCAAUGACAGAAGCCCCAGCUACACCCCUGGCUUCUGCUUCAACAGCGGAAGCCCCUGCUACACCCCUGGCCCCUGCUUCAACAGCAGAAACCCCUGCUACAGUCUUGGCUGCUGCUUCAACAGCAGAAGCUCCUACCACAGCAGAAGCUCUUCCUACUACAACAGCAGCCACCCCUGCUACAACUCCAGCCCCAUGUAAAGCAGAAGAGGGCCCAGCUGCCCCAGCUGCCGCCCCAGUUCCAUCCUCAGCCCCUGCUGCAACAGACAGGGCAGAACCAGGACCAGAAGAUAACACAGCAGCAACCGAAAUGCAGAGUGACGCUGAGCCAACAGCAGAAGUCGGAGCCUGCUCUUUCCCUGCAGGAGAGGCACAGGGAGAAGAACCCGAGGAGAGUCCGCACUGUAGUGAGGCUUCCAUUCCAACCGCACCUGAUCCUUCAACCCCUUCCUCUGACCCCAAAGAGGAGUCCGUUCCUAUGGAAGGGGUGGAGUCACAGCCAGAGGACACACCCAGGGCGGAGCUGAGGACCAGCCCUUGCGCCUCUGAGGAAGAGGCCCCGCUUGCUGUCAAAAUGGAGUCCGGGACGACGCAGUUUGAAGAGGAGGAGGAGCCCAGGCUGGAAAAGGAGGAACCCGACGCCGGUGCAGAGGUCAAGCCUGAGCCGGAACCCCAGGAGGAAGGGGCCAAGGCCGAGCUCUUCCUGGACGAGACGUCCAACCUGAGCCACGGGGAUGGCAGCAGCAGCGGCUUCCUGGGCUCGCCCGCGGAGCCGGACUCCCAGUCCGUUUCCAUGGACAUGAGCCUGGUGCCCGUGCACCGGGCUCGCUCCGACUCCCUGCUCACGGAGACCGAUGACUCGCUGCCCUUUGACCCCUUGAAACCGGAUGGAGAUAAGAUUAAGCGCAGGGGCUCUCCCGGGCGCUCCCGUAUCAAGCAGGGGCGUAGCAGCAGUUUCCCUGGGAAACGCCGUCCUCGUGGAGGCGGGAGUGGGCGGGGCCGGGGGCGCUCACGCCUCAAAGCCAUGGCGUCCUGCAUCGAGGCCUUCUUGCAAUGCGUGGAUACUAACACGGGAGUGGGCAAGGAAGAAGAGGAGGAGGAAGAUGACACCAUGCAGAACACCGUUGUGCUUUUCUCCAACACAGACAAAUUUGUCCUCUUACAGGACAUGUGUGUGGUGUGUGGCAGUUUUGGGCGGGGCGUGGAGGGGCAGCUGCUUGCCUGUGCACAGUGCGCUCAGUGUUACCACCCCUACUGCGUCAACAGCAAGAUCACCAAGGUGAUGCUGAACAAGGGGUGGCGCUGCCUGGAGUGCAUCGUGUGUGAGGCGUGCGGCGAGGCGUCCGACCCCGCCCGCCUGCUGCUGUGUGACGACUGCGACGUCAGCUACCACACCUACUGCCUGGACCCGCCCCUGCACACCGUGCCCAAGGGGGGCUGGAAGUGCAAGUGGUGCGUGUGCUGCCUGCAGUGUGGCUCCAGCUCUCCCGGGUUCCACUGUGAGUGGCAGAAUAACUACACUCACUGCGGGCCCUGUGCCAGCCUGGUCACCUGCCCUGUGUGCCAGGAGAACUUCAUGGAGGAGGAGCUGCUGCUGCAGUGCCAGCACUGCGACCGGUGGGUGCACGCUGUCUGCGAGAGCCUCUACACAGAGGACGAGGCGGAACAGGCCUCUGACGAAGGCUUCACCUGCACCGCCUGCUCCCCCUACGUCCCCAAACCCAUCGUUGUGGAGCCGUCUUACUUCGCUCCUGUGAAGGUGAAAGAACCGGAGCCGCAGGUGUACCGUCUGGAGGGGGUGUGGCUGACGGAGACGGGCAUGUCCGUCCUGCGGAGCAUCUCCCUGUCCCCGAUCCAGAAGAGACGGCCGCGCCGCUCCCGCCCCGGCACCAUCGACGGCCUGGAGCCGAAGGAGGGCGAAGGCUGCGGAGAGCCCAUGGACUGCGACCCCAAGCUGGAGGCCCCUGGGAGUCCGGACGCUGAGGCGGGGCGCGAGAGAGAGCCGGGCCCCGAAGGGGACGCGCCGGGCGGAGCCGAGGGUGCGAAAGCAGGGGCGGAGGACACCGAGGACGCCAAGAAGAGGAAACGCAAGCCCUACAGACCAGGGAUCGGGGGGUUUAUGGUGCGACAGAGGAAGUGCAACCUGUUGAAGAGGCCCUUCUCGCUGAUGCUGAGAGAGGGCGCGGUUGAAGGCCUGCCUGCGGAGCGGUCAACCGAGGAAGGAGGCCACCCUGAUACCCCAGUGGAGGGGCCCCAUGAGCCGAAACCGGCCGAGGGGGAGGCGGAGCAGGCCAAGAAGCGGCGCGGCCGGAAGAAGAGCAAGCUGGAGGACAUGUUCCCAGCGUACCUGCAGGAGGCGUUCUUUGGCAAAACACUGCUGGACCUCAGCAAGAAGGCAGUUCUGGCCCCAGCGGGGCAGAGGCCAGGCCAGUGCCUUGUCCGGCCCCCACAGCCCCCCGCGCCGGCCACACAGGACCAGGGGGGACGACCUGCACCCCUCCCAUCAGCAGAGGGGACAAUGGGAUCACCCAUCCAAGUGAAGCGGGAGUCCCAAACGCAGGAAGAGGGAGCAGGAGCGGCCGGCCAGCCUUCAUCGCCCAAAGCUGAGAGCUCGUCUGCCCUGCAGGGCGCUGGCACAGACACGUCUGAAGGGCCGACCCCGGGGGCGGAGAGCCAGGACUCGGAGCAGUUCUUCCGAAAGGUGCUGGGGGUGCCAGACGGCGCCUCUCUCAGCGGGACCCUGCAAGCCGGCAUGAGGCCCAUCCUGGAGUCGGGACAGGGGGAGGCAAACCGCGGCGGGCCGCCCCAGAAGAUCCUCCCUCCAGGUGACUCCCUCCCGAGCUCUCUGCCUUCUGCCGGUGUGAUGGACACCUUCCCUGCACUCUCCCAGUCCCCGUUCCUCGACAACAGGGACCGGGCCGGCCUGUUCAGCCCGGAGCAGGAAGACGACAGCCCGUGGGCCACGCCCUCCACCCCGGCCACCCCUUGCACGCCCCCCACCCCCACCGAGCAAGAGUGCGACGGCCUCACCUACAACCAGCGCAGCCUGCAGCGCUGGGAGAAGGACGAGGAGCUGGGAGAGCUGUCCACCAUCUCGCCCGUGCUGUACGCCAACAUCAACUUCCCCAGCCUCAAGCAGGACUACCCAGACUGGUCCAGUCGUUGCAAACAGAUCAUGAAGAUCUGGAGGAAAAUAUCUGCGGCAGAGAAGGUUCCAUUUUUGCAAAAGGCCAAAGACAACAGAGCUGCUCAGCGCAUCAGCAAGGCUCAGAAGCAGGCGGAGAGCCAGGUGUGUCGGUCUGUGAAGACCGAGCCCGGACAGCCAAAGGGGGAGCGUCCCAGCCUGCACCUCCAGAUCCCCCCUCCGCCCUCCAGCUCGGGGUCCACGCCCUCCCAGCCCAGCUCUGCGGAGAGCCCCUUCCCCCCGGACUCGGGGGGCUCCUCCAGGGCCUUCUUCCCUGAGGGGCCGGUCAGGACCCCGGGGUCGGCGGACCCCACUCAGUCCCCCCACCCUCACUCUCACCCCGCCGCUCCCUACUGCCAGCCCACGAGCAGCCCCUCGCAGGCCCCCUAUCAGGCCCCCCCGGGCCAGCCCCCCCUCAGCUCACAGGUUGCCCUUCAGGGCCGGCCGCAGCAGGCAGACCCCUUCGCCAGACCUCUGCAGCAGUUACACCACACACCCCAGGAGCCCUCGAGCCCCCGUCAGAGCCCCCAGCCACGAGGUGGGGCACCCACGGGCUCCCCUCUCCUCUCCCCGUCCCACUCCGCCAAUUUCGGAGACUUCCGCCAGCAAGCCUCGCCCUCCCCAGGUCAGCAGCGGGGAGCUCGGCAGGACCCGGUCUCCGGUUCCCCUGCCGGGCCUCUCGACCCCGGGAACGGCCUGUUCAAGGCGCCCCUGACCCCGCGGGCACACCAGCUGGACCCCGGCAGCGUCUCGGGCUGCCAGCCGGUCGGCACCUCACCCAGCCACCCUUCCGAGGCCUACCGCCGGUCCCCCUCGGCCGCGUUCUCCGACCCUUACAGCCAGCCCCCCCUCACCCCGCGCCCGGGGGACAGCUGCUCCCCCUCUCCCCAGAGGCCACUCCUGCAGGACCCCUCCAGAGUGUCAGCCAGCCCGCAGUCCCAGGGCGGCGUGCACUCUCCGCUCACUCCGGGCCCCCUCCCAAAUGAAGCCAUCUGCGUGCAGUCGCCCCCCACGCCCCGCUUCCAGUCCCAGGACCCCUGCUUGCGGCCGCCCUCGCGGCCCCAGUCGAGGGACCCCUUCGCUUCGCUGCAGAAGCCUCCCCAUCCGGCCGCGGCUGCUACAGAGGGCAUCCCGGCCUUCGGGAGGUCUCCUCAGAGCGGCCCGCAGGCUCUGCCCCCCAUGGGGGACCCCCUCUCAGGGAAACCCCCCGGAGCCCCUCCUUUCAGCCGCAGCCCUGGUGUGGAGGUGUUCCCGGGGAGCCCGGCCCAGACACGCCUGCCGCCCCAGCCCCAGCUCCCGCCGGCCCAGCCCCAGCUCCCGCCCUCCGGCAUCGACAGCUACCCUGCGAGGAUGCAGCUGCCCCCCGGAGCCCCCAGCGGCUGCUCCCUACGGCCGCCAGAGGCGCAGCAGGUCCCCGCCCCGCCCAGCUCCCAGGAGCUGGCAGACCUGCCGGGGGCUCAGGACCCGGCACUCAGCGGCCUCAGUCCGGCGGAGCUGGAGAAGCACAGACAGAGACAGAAGCUGAGAGAGCUGUUGAUCCGACAGCAAAUGCAGAGAAACUCACUCCGGCAAGAAAAAGAAGCAGCGGCUGCUAACAGUGGUGCUAACAGUGGUGCCACCAGCUGGCCAGGAGGAGAAUCUGCGCCCUAUCAGUUAGAUAAGGCCCAGCGUGCACCUCCUCCUUACCCACAGGAUCGAGCUGCUGGUAGUCCAGCCGUCGUGGUCGGUAAACCGCCCCUUGUCAUGGGCUCAGUGGAGCUCGGCCGUCCACCUGCUCCCCGGGCACCUGUCAUCAUGGACCCCAACACCAUCAGGCAGCAGGGGCCAAAUAACCCCCAGGGAUUUUACCCCCGCCCCCCCUUCCCUGCCGCGUGGCCUGCACAGGCCGGAAACCUGCGGAGAUUCCCACAGCCGAACGCCGCGGACGCAGGCGGGCCCCGACACCACCUUAACGCCCCCAUGAGCAACCCUGCGAACAUGCCGGGGGUGCAGGCAGCGCCCCACCCCAGCAUGCUGGCUGCAGGCCCCGGGGUGGAGGCCGCGCCCGGCUCGCGCGCCCCCGGGCCCCCUCCGCAGUUCAUCGAGCUCAGGCACAACACGCAGCGCAUGCUCAUGGGCCAGCAGUUCCAGCCCCGGCCACGGCUCCACGCCCCGCAGCAGGAGAUGGGCGCCCCCUUCGCCCAGCCCUCCAUGCCCCUGCCGGCCUUGCCCCCCACCCCCGCCCCCACCCCUCUGGCAGGGGGGGCCUGCGACCCCACACAGGGGCUGCAACAGGGUGGGCUGGCCCUCGGGGCACCCCAGCAGAGUGCACAUCCACCCCAGCUCCAGGUGCAGCCCCACCCCUCGGCCCCCGGCACCACCGCGCCCGGCACCCUCCCAGUUCCCCAGCAGCAGCUCCCGCAAACGGACGCUUUGGGAGCGGAGCAGGCAGCGCCCGCGGACCCCUCUGCCUCCAGGCCCUGCCGUCUGGACCUGCCAGAGCCGGACCUGGACGAUCCCUUCGGACCCAAGGCGCUGGGCGGCGCCGGCGGAGAGGAAGGGGCCGAGGAAGAGGAGGACGACCUGGCAACGCUCGACCUCGGCCCGGACAAGGGCGACGACGAGCUGGGCAACCUGGACAAUCUGGAGACCACGGACCCCCACCUGGCCGACCUGCUGAAGUGCGACGAGUUCGACCUGCUGGCGUACACCGACCCAGAGCUCAACCAGGGCGACCCCAAAGACGCCUUCUCUGACCAGCUGCGACUGGUGGAGGCGGAGAGCGAAGCCCCGGGCCCGUCCAACGCCUCCGCUGUUCCCCCAGACAUCAAAAUGGAGGACAAACCUGUUCCCAAUCUUCCAGUGCAGGAGUCGCUCGAAACUGGCACAUCCUCAACUGUAGAUCCCCCUCCAAAAUCCUCCGCUGCCACCUCUGCAGCUCAGCCUCCCACGCAGCUGGGCUCCUCCCCGGCUGCAGGUCCGAGGCUGGGCACAGUCAAACUGGAGAAGGGCCUGAAGUCAGGACAGAUCACGUGUCCCUUUGAGGGGGUAGUGCAGUCUAAGCAGCAGCAGCAGCCGCCGCUGCCCGCGGUGAAGGACGAGAUGGGAGAUGCUGUCUCUGUGCUGCUGGGCGGAGCAACCGGCGCCACCAAGUCCCCGAGCGGCCUGCCGGCGCAGCAGCCCAACGCGUCCACGCCUCUGGGCUCCGUGCGUUUGGGCGGGCUUUCGUACUCUCUCCCCGGCCACGCCGACCCCCUCGCUUUCCCGCCGGCCACGCCGCACCCCGAUUUGGACGAGGACCCUCUGGGGCUGCCCGACGGCGGCCAGCACUCCCCCGCAGUGGACUUGGACAAAGUGGAAAGCUCCCUGGAGGCCAGCGAGCUGCCCCUGCUGAUCCAGGAUCUGCUGGAGCACGAGAAGAAGGAGCUUCAGAAGCAGCAGCAGCAGCAGCAGCUGAGCUCCUUUCAGCAGGGAGGGCUGAACGCACAUCACAGCAUCCCCCCUCAGCAGCAACCUCCUCCGGGUCCGGGUCCGGGUCCGGGUCCGGGUCCCGCUCAGGGGUUGGUGCUGCAGCACCAACGCCCACCCCCCCAGGGCCUUAUGGGUCAGCAGUUUCAGCCAGGCAUGGGGCAUCUGAAACCACUACACACCAUGCCACCCCAGCAACAGCAGCAGAGGCUGCUAGGUUCGGCCAUGCGCCCAGCGUCUCAUAUGACCAUGGCUCUGCAGCCGGUCACGAUGGGAGCUGGCCAGCCAGGAGGGCAUCACAUGCUGGCUAAUCCGCAACAGCCACCACAGCAGCCCGUGGUGAAGCAGCAACCUCUGAACAACUUCUUCCCAGACACAGAUUUGGACAAGUUUGCAGCGGAGGAUAUCAUUGACCCCAUCGCCAAGGCCAAAAUGGUGGCCCUGCAGGGCAUCAAGAGGGUGAUGGCGCAAGGCCCACUUGGGGUGGCACCUGGCAUCAACAGACAACAGGUAUCUCUCCUAGCUCAGAGGCUGGCAGGAGGCCCAGGAACCAGUGACUCAGAGGGCAGGACCCCACCAGGGCUUGCCAAGGAAGGAGAAACGAGUAAUCCGCCACAAUCCAGACCCAACCCUCCACAGUUCGUUCAAGGAAUCAUCAACGACGCCGAGCAGCAGCAGUACGAGGAGUGGCUCCUGCACACCCAGCAGCUCCUGCAGAUGCAGCUCAAGUUCCUGGAGGAGCAGAUCGGCGUGCACCGCAAGUCCCGCAAGGCCCUGUGCGCCAAGCAGCGCACCGCCAAGAAGGCCGGCCGCGAGUUCGCCGAGGCCGACGCCGAGAAGCUCAAACUGGUCACCGAGCAGCAGAGCAAGAUCCAGAAACAGCUGGACCAGGUGCGUAAGCAGCAGAAAGAGCACACCACGCUGAUGACUGAGUACCGGAACAAGCAGCAGCAGCACCAGCACCAUCAGUCCGCAGGUGUUCUGGCCGCUGGCUCCUCCAAGGCUCCCGGGCAGGUGGUGAUGGGCCAGAAAGGGGUGCCAGUGCUGGGGCAGCAGCCGGUGCGAAUGCCCCCAGGAGCACAGCCAGGACAGCCCUUCCUAGGCGGCGUUCCGCCUCCCCACCCGGGGGCUGUACCCCCCGGCCCGUCUGCAGGAUACUUCCCUCAGGGCCCCGCGGCUCAGACACCUGACGCACGACUGCUGCAAGAACGACAGAUGCAGCUGCAGAGAAUGCAGCUGGUCCAGAAAAUGCAGCAACAGCAGCAAGGGAUGAUGGGACAGCAGCAGGGGGUGGUGGCACAGCAGCAAGGGAUGAUGGGACAACAGCAAGGGAUUGUGGUGCAGCAGCAAGGGAUGAUGGGACAGCAGCAGGGAGUGGUGGCACAGCAGCAGGGGGUGGUGCCACAGCAGCAAGGGAUCAUGGGACAGCAGCAGGGGGUGGUGCCACAGCAGCAAGGGAUGAUGGGACAGCAGCAGGGGGUGGUGCCACAGCAGCAAGGGAUGAUGGGACAGCAGCAGGGGGUGGUGCCACAGCAGCAAGGGAUGAUGGGACAGCAUUCAGUACCACAGCAAGCAUUGCAGCAGUCUGAUGCUGGGGUUGCACAGCCAGUGCCAGGCAUGAUGGGUGCACCUGUAAUGGCUCAACAGCAGCCGCCCCAACAGCAAGGCAUGAUGGGGUCCCAGCAGAUGCAGCUUCAGAAUCAGCAGGGCCCGGUCCCGGCAAUGCAGGGCCGGGGGGGAAACCAGGCUCUAGCCCAGCUCCCACAGAACCCCAUGAUGGCAGCCCAGCAAGGAAUGAUGGGAAACCAACAGAUGAUGCUUCAGCAGCAUCAGAGACCACAGGGUAUAAUGUCCCAGCCAGGGGCAGUGGGCCCCCACCAGGGUCAGCUCACAGCCCAGCAGCAGAAUGCACUAGCACAACGCAUGCUCCUCGCUCAACAGCAGCAGAACGCUGCAAAGAACCUGGCACAGCAACAGCAACAGCAGCUGCAACAGCAACAGCAACAGCAGCACUUGCAGCAGCAGCCAUCGUUCAUGAAACCGACCAAUCAGCCGUCAGAUCCUGCAGGAGAGCUCCAUCCUGCUCCCCCUCUGCUGGGCGUGGCUGAAACCACUCGGGAAGGGGCCCCUGAGGGUCUGCAGCAAGGGGUGCCCAGCUUUCCCCAGGACACCCAAAACGCUGCUUCCGGUGAGGGCAGGAUACUCACGCCAAACACGCCACAACGGCAAGGGCCCUCACCUGCUCUCCACAUGCAGCGCCCAGCCUCUGCUGGCGACCAGCAGGGGGCAGUGAUGCAGCAGCAGCCGUCUCAUAUGUUCAUGGCUCAGCAGCAGCAGCUGGCAAACCCUGCCACUUCAGCAGGGCUCCAGCCGCAGCAGGUGUAUCCCGGCGGCCAGCAGGCCGGCGUUCCCUCCCCAGCACCACAGCAGCAGCUGGGCCUGCACAGGCAGGGCUCCCUGGGUGGAGAAACGCCCAGCCCGGUCACAGUGAAGCAGGAGGGACAGCAGAUGUGUUACCUCGCCCAGCAGCAGCAGCAGCAGCAACAGCAACAGCAGGGCUCUGCAAGCGGCCAACAGCCGCAGGACGCGAUGAGACAGCAGCACGAAGGGCCCGGGCAGCUGCAGAGCAUGAUGGGGCAGAAUCUGCCUGGCCAGCCCCAGCAAAUGUUGGCCCACCCAGACCAGCAGCAGCAGCAGCAGGCCCUCCUGGCACAGCAGCAGAAGCAGGCCAUGAUGGGACAGAGGCUUAUGAUGGGGGCACAGCAGCAGGGAGCGAUGGGCCAGAGGCCCGGGGCGCCCAUGGGGCAAAUCCGGAUGCCGGUGAAUCUCCAGGCUUUUAUCGCCCAGAACCCCCAGCUGCGCCACCUCACACCGGCACAGCAGGUCCAGCACAUCCAGGCCAUGAUUGCCCAGCGGCAGCAGAUGCAGGGGCACAUUCCGAGGGCUCCUGUGGCCCAGGGGCCCGGCCAAAUCCAGGACAGGCAGGGCCAGGCCCAGCAGGUCGGACAGCAGGUGCAGGGUUUGGGACCGCAGCAGCAGCUGUAUCAGGGAGCGGUGGGGCAGCAAGGGGUGGUGGGGCAGCCUCAGUUGCAGCAAAGCAUGAUGGGGUCUCAGCAACAGCCGCAGCAGCAGCAGCAGUCGAAUAUGCCAGGACAGAUGCCCAUACAACAUCAGCUGAAUCAGCCACUGCAACAGGGAGCCUCUCCCCAGUGUGGUCUCACAGCCCAGCAGCAGCAAGGGGUCAGAGGUCAGAUGGUCAUGAUGCAGGCUGGCGGACAGGGGUGCGUCGCUCCCCAGGGCCGUAUGAUCAGACCGGUGUUGCCUCAUCAGGCUUUGUGCCAGAGCUCCCCUGGAGACCCCCUGUCUAUCCAGGCACAGCAUCUGCAGCAGCAGCGCCACCUUCUGGCCAUGAGGAUGCGUCAGCCCUCACCCACGCAGGCACCCCUGCACAAGCAGCUCCUGCACCAGUCAGAGCUUCAGCCCCACACCCCGGCAGCCUCCAGCCCGUUCCAUGCGCCUCUAGCCCGGGCCGGCUCUGAGGGGUCCCCGGCAGGGCCGACCCGCCCCGGCUCCUCGGACGCGGGCCUCCUGUCCCCUCUCCAAAAACAUGAGUCCAGCCGCAGCCCGUGUCCCAUCGCCAAGCAGGAAUCGGGAGCGGUCACCCCCUCCUCCGGCUCCGCAGCCCGGCCCCCGGACCAGCCGGGUCCGAAGUCUGAGCCCCCGUCCUCGUUAAAGCCGGCCAGCGGGUGCUGGGAGAGCUCGCAGCCGCGGGCCACAGCCGGGCGGCCCCCGGGGCCUGGGCCGGGGGCUGUGUGCGGGGUAACCCUACCCAACAUCAAGCAGGAGCCCGGGGAGGCGCACUGCAACGCCGGGGACGUCAAGCGGGAGGCCGGCAGCGACGCCGCCACGCCGCAGGCCCGCCACACCGAGACCGGCCAGCAGCUCCUGCAGAAGCUGCUCCGGACCAAAAACCUGCAGAUGGCGGCCCAGAGGCCUCCUGACGGCAUCCACAGCGAGAUCAACGGCCACAUCAACAGCAAGCUGGCCAUGCUGGAGCAGAAGCUGCAGGGCACCCCGCGCAACAUGGAGGACCUGCAGUCCAUCACCAAGAAGCCCCCCGCAGCCAAGACGAAGCGACCCGCCAAGGUGUGCGUGCCCAAUUCCCGGAAGAAGACCAAAAAAGAGGAGACGGGGAAGAGCACGGAGGCUCUGAUGAAGCAGCUGAAGCAGGAGCUCUCUCUCCUUCCACUGAUGGAGCCCUCCAUCACCGCCAAUCUGGAGCUGUUCACGCCCUUCGGCAGCAGCUCGGCCAAUGGGAAAGCCCAGCUGAAGGGCGCCUUUGGCAGCGCAGUGCUGGACAACAUCCCAGACUACUACUCCCAGCUGCUCACGAAGAACAACAUGAGUAACCCGCCCACCCCCCCUUCGUCGCUGCCCCCCACCCCCCCGCCCUCGGUGCAGCACAGGCUGCUGAACGGGGUGACGGCCGUGGAGGAGCUCUCCGAGGGACAGAAGGAGGCCGAAGCGCUGGAGGAAGCCAAGGAUUCGGCGGCCAAGGAGGUGAAGAACGUCGAUUUGCUGGCAGCGCUUCCCACACCCCCGCACAACCAGAACGAGGACAUCAGAAUGGAGAGCGACGAGGACAGCGACGCCCCGGACAGCGUGGUCCCGGCCUCCUCCCCAGAGAGCGUGCUGCAGGACGAGGCGCCCCGCUUCCCUGUCCUGGGGGAGCCCAAGCAGGAGGAGUACGAGAGAGCCAUCUCUCCCGUCAUUCCCAUCAUCCCCCGCUCCGCCAUACCCGUUUUCCCAGAGAGUAAGCCCUUCGAGCUCCCGAGCUCGUUCUCGGAGCAGGCUGGGAAGCUGGCGUCCAGGUCGAGCCCCUGGGACAAGGCCAAGAGCAACGCGGUUUCUGUCACGGUCACCCUCUCUGCCGCAGCGGCCAAGAACCUGAACACAGUGAUGAUGGCGAUGGCCCAGCUUCUGCACAUGCAGAUGCCCGGCUCGUAUGAGGUGACCUUCCCCCAGAGCCCUGGGAGAGGCGUGGACAGCGAAGCAGCCAAAGGCCCCAACACACCAACCCCAGGUUCUGUGUGUGUGAAGCUGGGCCCAGCUGAGAGGGACUCAAAGGCAGAAAAGGCUGAGUGGCUUAAGCAGUGUGAUGUGUCCUUGCCUGGCUGUACUCUGAAGAAGGAGGUGGACAUCCUGUCUUUCCUCAGUCCGGAGUGUGCGGAGCCUGAGGACAGACCGGUUCAGCACUGUUACAUGAACAAUGUGUCUGAUCUGGAUGUGCGACACCUGCCCGUCAUGCCUGUGGAGGCGUCCCCGCCCCCGUCGCCCUCCCCCCCUCCUCCACCCCCUCCUCCACCCCCACUAGCACAACCACCGCCAUCUGAGUCUCCUGCUCAGCCCACCUCCCCUCCCCCCUCCAGCCCCCGAAGCCCUCCAAUCAAAACCGAGCCUGAGCAAGACUCCGCCCCUCCGGGGGACCCCGCGGCUCCGCCCGCCCAGCCGGGGCUGGCCUGCCCGGCCCCGGACGCGUUCCCCAAGGCCCCCAAACCGCGCGGCCGGCCCCCGUCGGAGAGCGGCGAGGAGACACGGCCCAAGGCCAAGCGCUGGAAGGGCCUGCGCUGGAAGCGGCUGCAGCUGGUGAUCAGCAUCCGCAAGGCCGGCUCGCGCAGGGAGAGCGGCCGCGAGGUGGCCGAGCUGAUGGAGCGUCUGCGCAUCACGCUGCGGCCCGACAAGCUGCCGCGCGACCGCCGCAAGUGCUGCUUCUGCCACGAGGAGGGCGACGGCGCCACCGACGGGCCCGCGCGCCUCCUCAACAUCGACGUCGACCUGUGGGUGCACCUCAACUGCGCCCUCUGGUCCACCGAGGUGUACGAGACGCAGGGCGGCGCGCUCAUCAACGUGGAGGUGGCGCUGCGGCGGGGUCUGCGCACGCGCUGCGCGGGCUGCCAGAAGACGGGCGCCACCAGCAGCUGCGGCCGCCUGCGCUGCCCCAACGUCUACCACUUCGCCUGCGCCGUGCGCGCCCGCUGCAUGUUCUUCAAGGACAAGACCAUGCUGUGCACGCAGCACAAGCUGAAGGGCCCGAGCGAGGAGGAGCUGAGCAGCUUCGCUGUCUUCCGCCGCGUCUACGUGGAGCGCGACGAGGUGAAGCAGAUCGCCAGCAUCCUGCAGCGGGGCGACCGCGUGCACCUGUUCCGCGUGGGCGGCCUCAUCUUCCACGCCGCCGGCCAGCUGCUGCCCUCGCAGAUGGCGGCCUUCCACUCGCCCGCCGCCAUCUUCCCCGUGGGCUACGAGGCCACGCGCAUCUACUGGAGCACGCGCGUGCCCAACCGCCGCUGCCGCUACCGCUGCCGCAUCAGCGAGGCCGACGGCCGCCCGCUCUUCGAGGUGCGCGUGCUGGAGCAGGGCCAGGAGGACCUGCUGCUCCAGGACUCCACGCCCGAGGGGAUCUGGAAUCGGAUCGUGGAGCAGGUGGCCGCGCUGCGCAAGGAGGCGUCCAUGCUGAGGCUCUUCACCGACCACGUGAAGGGAGAGGACAUGUACGGCCUGACCGUCCACGCGGUGCUCCGCAUCACCGAGUCCCUCCCGGGGGUGGAGAACUGCCAGAACUACGUCUUCCGCUAUGGCCGCAACCCCCUGAUGGAGCUUCCACUAAUGAUCAACCCCACCGGCUGUGCCCGCUCGGAGCCCAAGAUCCUGACUCACUACAAGAGGCCACACACUUUAAACAGCACCAGUGUGUCCAAGGCCUACCAGAGCACCUUCACGGGCGAGAUCAACACGCCCUACAGCAAGCAGUUCGUCCACUCCAAGUCCUCGCAGUACCGGCGGCUGAAGACCGAGUGGAAGAACAACGUGUACCUGGCCCGCUCGCGCAUCCAGGGCCUGGGGCUGUACGCCGCCAAGGACCUGGAGAAGCACACCAUGGUCAUCGAGUACAUCGGCACCAUCAUUCGCAACGAGGUGGCCAACCGCCGCGAGAAGAUCUACGAGGAGCAGAACCGAGGGAUCUACAUGUUCAGGAUCAACAAUGAGCAUGUGAUCGAUGCCACUCUGACCGGCGGCCCCGCCCGAUACGUCAACCACUCCUGCGCCCCCAACUGCGUGGCCGAGGUGGUGACUUUCGACAAGGAGGACAAGAUCAUCAUCAUCUCCAGCCGUAGGAUCCCAAAGGGAGAGGAGCUGACCUACGACUAUCAGUUUGACUUUGAGGACGAUCAGCACAAGAUCCCCUGCCACUGCGGGGCCUGGAACUGUCGCAAGUGGAUGAACUGAAAGGGGAGGAGCUUGGAGAGAGAGAGAGAAAGGGAGAAGGGUACCGUGCACCCCUCCACCAGCCCUGGAACCUGCUCUUACACCAAGCCUGUAGAAAUCCUGCCACCCAGUCCAUAAGCUUUUCACAGGACAGAAAUGUUUACUUUCAAAUAAGGAAAUUUAAAAGACCAAGACUUGAAUAUGAAUUGAUGAUGUCCGAUGGGAGAUAUUGCAGCGGGAUCCAAAGCGACCGAGGGAGAACUCGGUUUGAGAUGAAGAUAAGCAACCACUCUAUCCACUUUCCUUCCCCCUUAUUCUGUGCAAGAUAGCAUGACGAAUAACCAGGACUAUCUUAGAAAGAAUUUGGUACUACUGAGAAUGAGAGCGGUUUGAACUCGGCGCCCCUUCCCAGCACUGCUGCCCCACUGAAGGAAGUCUGAUUGGCUGCCACUCCUCUUUUUCUGCAGAUCCCACGCGGUUAAUCUGAUUGGCUGCCACUCCUCUUUUUCUGCAGAUCCCAUACGGUUAAUCUGAUUGGCUGCCACUCCUCUUUUUCUGCAGAUCCCAUGCGGUUAAUCUGAUUGGCUGCCACUCCUCUUUUUCUGCAGAUCUUGUGUGAAUGAUAUCACAUUUCUUUUGGUGAGCUUCAGAGCAACAGCGAAGAAAGCCCAACCAAUGCCUGCCGAGCUAUAGUUACUCUUCUACUCCUUCUUCUACUCCUACACUCUGUGCAAUCAAACACAAACUCUUCUGCUAGUUCAUUGAAAAUUGUGGAUAUCAGCUGGACAAUCCUGAAAUGGGCUUAAAGUAACUUUAUAAUGCGCAAAGUAAAGGCCCACAGACACCGCAAAAUCAAGGAGCGUGUCGAUGUUUGCGGUCUGUGGCUGAUGCUAUACUGUGCGUAACUGAAGGUGGGUUAGUCGAACCCGAUCUACCUCAUCGAGUCUGUAGGUUUUCUUGGCUUUGUAAUAAUCAAA